Molecule: messenger RNA, 3793 nt
Organism: Ixodes scapularis (black-legged tick)
Lineage: Eukaryota; Metazoa; Arthropoda; Arachnida; Ixodida; Ixodidae
Product: neural cell adhesion molecule L1
Exons: 7
Coding region: 52-1032 (326 amino acids)
Molecular function (GO): protein binding
Source: RefSeq, a predicted model, not a curated record
GCCAGCGAAGGACAAACAAACAUGGCAGCUAUGGUGUGCUAGCGGUCGACGAUGGUCAGAAUAGCCUACGUACAUCGGUGCUUAUUACUAAUUUUCUUCGUCCAUGUCUUCGCGAGAGGCUCUCGGCAGCGGCAGGCUGCACCGGGCGUGGUGCAGGGCGACCUGGGCUCCGGGCUGACGCUGCAGUGCAACGUGGCCUCGGGUCGCCGGUGGCCACGGCGCGUGCUCUGGCAGAAGGACGGGCGCGGCCUGGGCUCGGGGCUGAGCUGGACCCUGCACGAGCCCCGGGGGGCCCUGGUGUCGACCGCGCUGCUCGAAUCGGACGCCGGGGACUACUCGUGCGGUCUGGACGACGGACGGGCCUGGCCCAGCACGCGGCUCGUCAUACGCACGCCCCCCGCCCGCCUGAGCAACCUGACCGUGCACCCCUCCACGGUGGUAGCCACGGUGCGCUGGCACGUGUCCCAGGACGGGGGCUACCCCAUCUCCCACUUCAGCCUGGCCUACCAGCCGGCACACCAGUCCCCCGCUGCCAACGGCUCCCUCAGGGGGCCACCCCUGCCCGUGCACAUCAGCCCUGCCGCGAGGCAGUUCUUUGUGUACCACCUGCAGCCAGGCACGGCAUACGUGUUCCGCAUGUGGGCCUCCAACCGACUGGGACCGGGAGAGCCCAGCACAGUGUACGCUUCCACCGCCAGCCCCAGGGGUGCCUCCUCUGAGCGGAGGCUGCUUACGGGCGAGGGCGGGGAGGACCUGAGCACGGCCGCCUGGGUGCUGUGCCUGGUCACGGGGACCCUGCUGGUGCUGUCCUGCGUCAGCUGCCUCCUCACAAGUCGGCGGCAGGACGCCCCAGAGCCCCUGGUGGUGCCCCGGGAACAGGACGAGUCCCAGGCCCCGCACGUGGUGGCCAACCCCGGCUUCGAGGUGGACCUGGAAGAGAGCUACCUGCUCGACCACACGGAUUGCAACGACAACAACCGGAGGGCCGUCCGGACCAACAACAACUCGGUGGUGCACCCCGCCCUCGUGUGACCCCCCGCAGACGCCCUCUGAGUGCCGCUGCGUCGUGCGCCUCCCCGGAGACUGCGGCGGAAGGCCGUGCCGAGGGACGGCUGCGCCACGUUUUCCGGCGUUAAGGGUUUCGUUGACGCAGGGGGGUUCUGCCGGCACCUGCGCUACAGUGCCUAGAACGCACCUUCCACCGGUGUUCGUGCUGCGCCCUGUUCUGCCGUAGGUGGCUACGACGAGACACCCGUUCUGCUAUGGGUCACUCACCUGUUCACAUAAGCGUCGGCAGCUAGGAGUUUGGACACCAGGAGAGCGGCGACGCGUGUAUUCGCUCUAACUCGCGUGAAGUCCGACGGCAUGGCGCGACGGCCCCCGUGGUUCCUGUUUUCUCUUGGGAACCACUUUCGACGCAUGGGGGGUACGGUCGAAGAUGCAUUUCCAGGCACCAUACCUGUGCGACGACCGGAUCCUGCACUGGCGGGAGUCUUUUGCACAGACGGCGUGGAACGCCGAGUCUGCUUUUUUGUACCCGGGCUCGCGCGUAGUCCGGAGCGCAUUUGGAGGUUUUUAGGUCGAACUUGCGUAGCCUUUCGGAAUGCUGCGAGCUUGUCGUUGCUAAGACGGGGAGAGGUGGUGCCCCGGCCGGAGACUCGGUUAGAUGCUGUUUGGUGCGCGACGGGGGUGCUUGCAUCUAGAGAAGUGCAGAAGGUCUGUGGCCAUCUUCGAAGUGUUCGGCGCAUUGUGGCUUUCUAAACUCGUGCACAUUCCAUUCUCUGCCCAGCUUUUAUUAGGUCGUCAUGAUUGGGCGUUUUUUUUUUGGAGCGCGAGCGGGAAACGAGGUCUUUGUCGGACUAGGCUCGCGGCUUGUCUGCAGUCUUUCUCAAGCCGGACGUCCUUGCCCGGCAGUGUCUGCUAAAGGCAUUCCCCGAGGCCCGCUUCGGAUGGGACAAUCCACAAUUUGCAAAAAAGCUGCUGCGCUUGCGCGAGCAGAGCGUGUUGCUAGCGCCCCCUGUUUGGUUGGAAAACAAAUAAGCUUGCCGGCUAUUCCGAGGCUGCAACAGAGGCACGGAAGCGAGGACACCGUGAGCAAGACGAAGAAAGCUCGCGAGUCGCUUCGUUUGUCACCAUGCCGGUGCACUGUAUUGCGUAUGGUUGUGCGAAUUACUUUUAUGGCAAAGAAAACGCCAAGUUUUUUUAGAUUUCCGUCUGCCAGGCUGUAUUCUGCUAAGACAGGCUCGGAUAGCUGCCGUGAGGAGAAGGAACAUGGACGACUCACCAUGGCAGCCGAACGAGCACUGAUAGAUCUGCAGUGCACCUUUUGUCACGGGUGCGUCGUUUUCGUACGCUCCUGGAGGGAAUUUUACACACUAUUCAAUCUGGUUCUCGAGACAACGCUUGGAAUAGACUGCGUGCACCAGCUUUAUGCCCCACAUGUAUCAAGCUAAACCAUGCAUCGCGAAGCCUAGUUGUAUUCCAACCACUUUCCAGCCUCGCACCCAAAAUGUAGAAGUUUCCGGCGUUGCGCGAUAGGCGGCGCGCACUAUUUUGCAAAUUGUGGAUUGUCCCGGCGAUUUCGGUGUUGCCGGUGGGUUGUUCCCUAUAUCCUCGCGCCGCAACACGCGUUGCUCGGAUCGGUCCGACUUCAAACGGGUGAGCAGCUCCAAGAAUUCUGGGACCCUUUCAAGAGGCAGCUGUUGAUCAGGGUUAAGCUAUUUUUCAUCUGAAACACAUUCACAUUUUCCUGUGAUGGUGAUGAUGACUGAGUGCAGGGUUUUAACAUUGUUUUAAUUUGCAGCUGAUCAUUUUCACAUCUAAAUGAUAUCGGGGAAAUCACUUAUUAUUCUCGGUGCAGUUUUAAGUCUUAAAAGAAUGUUGUUUAUGCGUAGCUUCCUGUCUAAAUGGUGAAAGAAAAUCAUAAUUUUAACGACGACGUUGUCAAAUCGUAGCAUUUCAAGCUAUAGCGGUUGCCGAGCGCAAAUGCCGGAGGAGUUGAGACGUCAGUGCACUGGGUAAAACUGUGUCGUCUGAAGCAGGCCUAUGUCUCAAUUUUAUGAAACUUUCCAACGAGAAAUCUUGCAAUACGAGUGCUCCGCGGUUUGCGAGCUGUGUUCUGGAAUUGGAUUUAGCCCCUUCCUGCCGGAAGUGUCGCAGUCGACCCACUUCCUUUGGGUGCAACCUGUGUCAAAUCGUAACCUGGUCUCACUUCACUCGUGCCAUAUCUUUGUUCGCUAGGUUGGAAGAGAGCGACCACGUUUGCCAGUUGUCUAUACUAAUUAAGUUAACUGAAAAUACUCAUUUUGGGCCUCUGGGUACAAAAAGGUUGUAUGUGUUGUGUCAGUGAGAGUGCGUGUCCAAAUGUGUGCAAGCAGGCACUAUGCCCAUGUGUGCUCGCCCAUUGCUUUCUGUGCAUUGUUUCGUUUAGUGCAAUAAGUGCAGGUAGGCUUUGUGUGAUGGCAUUCUGCACAAGGCUGUUUUGAUGCAGUGACGGGGACAUAGAUUUCUCAGUGGUGUCUGUUCAUGCACAGAAUUGCGUGCCAUUUUUAUUUCCUCAGGGUUGGGGAACACUAUUUUUUUAUCUGGGUGGAAUAUUGUGCAGUGCUAGGUAUGUGCAAUAUUUACAUGAUUGGUGGCACACUCCACCUGCAUCAGUUUACCAGCAGGUAGUAGAGUGUAGUUUGAGGGCACUGUAUGCAUUUCAGUCCUUUUUGGUGAUGUGUAAGUGACAAGCAUUGAACAAGAACACUGUUUCAUUGCAGUAAAAAUACUUUGGCAUUUGUUUCUCAAA